Messenger RNA from Pestalotiopsis fici W106-1, 3075 nucleotides. RefSeq lists its product as uncharacterized. Lineage: Eukaryota; Fungi; Ascomycota; Sordariomycetes; Amphisphaeriales; Sporocadaceae. The record is from RefSeq and is a predicted model, not a curated record. The transcript has 3 exons. Bases 1 to 3075 code for a protein of 1024 amino acids. Gene Ontology annotation, molecular function: protein binding.
AUGGCAUCGGUCGGUGAUGUCGCGUCUCUUAUUCUGAGGCUUUCUGAUUUGGUGGAGUGGUGCCAAGGUAUCCAUCUUGGACCAAAAGAAAGACAAGCCUUUCUGGAACAAAUUGACCUAAUUCGUUUCAUGUUCAUGGGUCUUAGAGACAAUCAAUUACUGGUGAUUGCGAGUACUUCAGAGCAUGAACAGCUCAAGUGGACUAUUGAUCUAGUCGAUCCCAAGCUGGAGGGUCUGCAAUCCCAACUCGGCAGAAGCUCCAAGCGUUGGAAGGAAUACUUCAAGCGACUUCAACGGUCGACGAAAAAGGCCGAAGUCCAAGCCAAGAUUGCCAGUCUAAGGCAAACAGCCCAAGAUAUCAAAUCCUUGCAGGAUAUUGCCAAGAUUGGACAAGACGAAAGAGAACGGAUAAGGGACUGGCUUGAGCCCAGUCUUGCAAAGAAACUUCACGAUACAAACUAUAUUCAGCACCUUGCAAAUGGCACCGGAGAAGGAUUGUUACAUUCGCAGGAAUUCAAGACUUGGUUGUCUGCCAAGAAUGGUGUACUUUGGUGCAACGGAAAUCAGGGCUCUGGCAAGACUGGACAAAUCAAGGUCAUUGAACAGUGGUUCCGUGAUCCUAAAAAUCGGUCCCGCUAUGAAUUUGCGGUUGUGUACUGCGCUGACGAGGAACUCCGAAGUGUACAAGACCCAAUGGAUGUCAUCAUGAGUUUAUGGUCCCAGCUUGUCCCUGAAAAGGGCCUGUCCCAGCUCAAGUUUACGCAAGAGUCGCUGAAGCAAUUGAUCAUGGCUCAUAGGAAUGGUGGGCACCUGAUGCUAUCACGAGAAGAUGCAACUAGACUAAAGAUGGAUAUUCUCUGCUAUCACAUUGAGCACUCCAGGCCGACGGUCUUGAUCCUUGACGGACUCGAUGAAGUACCAUCUAGUACUCCACUACAACAGGAGAUAGUAAGGCUACUGAUGGAAGUUCAAGAGAGAUCCAACAACUGCCAUCUUCUCUUUGCAUCCCGUCCAUAUAUCAGUAUCCAUACGAUAUUCAACCACCACGCCCAUCACUGCACCUUCUUCAACUACAAACUCAGAGUCAGCGAGCUUGACCUCAAGAAGUAUGUAGAGGAACAAGCCAGAAUCAACUACUGGAAGAUUGGGAACCAGCAAGACUCGAUCCAACGUGUUGUUGAUGUACUUGUUCCAAAGUGCAUUGGCGAAGAAUCAUUCCUUUUGGCGUCCUUUUACAUGAACGAAAUUCUAAAGACGAAAGAUCUCCUUCAACUAGAUCGGACCCUCAAGAGUCUACCCAAGACCCUAGGCGGCACUUAUGCGACCGGUCUUCGAAGGUUAUCAAAAGAAUGUCCAGAACCCCAAGAUGGACUGCCAUGUAAAGCUAUUCAGGCGCUCUAUUGGGUGACUUUCGCGAAGCGACCGCUGAGACCAGAGGAGUUGGAACAUGUUCUUGCCAUUUACGAGGAUGAGAGCUACACUGAUCUCAAUCGGGACGGGUUGAUGUCGCUCAAGGCCAUUGAGUCACUGUGUUCCGAACUCCUGGUCGUUGAUUCUGCCACUGCGCAGGUUACUGUAGGGCACAAGACAUUGGCGGACCACCUAAAGCACCCAGAGACCAUCAAGGAAUGGUGGCCCAACCGAUGUCCGAACGAGUACAUGGCGUCGAUACUGAUGAAGUACCUCUCUUUUGAAUGCAUGAAGCGUUCCUCCGGCACUGGCUCCAAAAAGGACACUCUCGACAGACAACUGCCACUGCUUCAGUACGCAUUGCAAUACUGGGGAGAUUACUUGGCAGACGUACGAGGGAGCGCUGCAAUAUGGGAUCAGACAUUUGACUUUCUGACGGGACCCUCACAAGACUGGAAUAGGAACAUCAAGAUGAAGGCCGCAGAUCUAGUCGCUCAGAGGGGCGAGACCUGGGUUUUGCGUCGCACUGCUGCAGUGAGCCCAGGAAACCUGAGUCCUCUCCAUUGGGCAGUCAACUUUAACUUUCUCGCCCUCGUCCAACGGCUUUUCGAGCACGAGAAAUGCCACAGCAAUGACAAUCCCGUCUCGAUAAGUCCUCUGGGACUCGCAGUCUCUCAGGGUCGGCUGGAAAUGACGCGCUGCUUGAUCGAAAAUGGGGCAGAUGUCAAUGACAAGGAGCCGGUAAACCGGGACCGCCGACCUCCGCUCUACGAUGCUGCCUUCUGCGGUAGUAUAGCUUGUGCUAAAGCCCUUCUCGAUGCUGGCGCAGACUGCUCGGCAAGAAAAGAGGACAAUGAAGAGUCCGUUCUUUGGGGUAUCUACUGGGUUGAUCGAAUCGAGAUUGCCAAGAUGGUGGCUGACGCGAUAAGUCGCAAUGAGCAAGCGACGGCAGAGGGUCUAGAGUUUCUCGUCAAGGGAGGGUUCGCGCAUCAACUUGAACAGGCACUGCGUCGAGGACAGGACGUGAACCUCGUCUGCCACAACGGGAAGCGUGCUCUCGACUACGCCUACGAGCUUGACAAUCGGGAGCUGAUUGAUAUAUUAAAGAGCCAUGGAGCAGUCACCCGACUGCGAUGGCCUGCAUUUCAGCCGAAAUCAUCCGCGAUGCCCCAGAAUCUCCCCGAGGCCCAGCCCGCGGGGCCGGCGCUGAUAAAGCAAACGUCGUUCAAGGAAGGCGGACGCAUCUACCAGUCGUGGGGCCAUGUCGUGUUGGAUGUCACCAUUGACGAGACGUGCCAACUUCCGGUUCGCAGUCUGGUGUUUGAGACCGUUUCCAGCGACCAAGGUUGGAGCGCCGGCACCGGCAAGGGCACAUAUCUCGGCAGCGCCCACGGCAGCUCCUUUGUGGUUCGCAUCCGCAAUCAGGACAAGGAGCACGAGUUCGCGCUGCAGCACAACGUGCACGCGUCUAGACAGCCCAGAUUGCAUACCAAUGUAUGGAAUCUGAGCGACCUUGAAGAGACUUUUCCCGUGCGAGCGCAAUGUAUCAAGGCCAUGAAGCAUGGAAGUUCGGUGCAGAUUGUGGCGAAUGCAAAGGGUCAGGGCUGGAUAAACAAGGUGCAAUUCGCCAGAGUGCGAGUGUACAGUGAGGAGGUGAAUUUGUAA